Messenger RNA from Laccaria bicolor S238N-H82, 264 nucleotides. RefSeq lists its product as uncharacterized. NCBI's taxonomy places the organism in Eukaryota, Fungi, Basidiomycota, Agaricomycetes, Agaricales, Hydnangiaceae. The record is from RefSeq and is a predicted model, not a curated record. The transcript has 2 exons. The coding region runs from base 1 to 264 and encodes 87 amino acids.
AUGCCUAACGACAGGAUGCGGCUACGUCUUCAGCUUGACUUCACAGACUGCUUUGGAACGGGGAAUACGUGGAAGGUUUUGAAACCACCAGCCACAGACUCGGCGGGGAACAAAUCUGCAUGCGAGGGUGUAGUGAUUUCUCAGAACUGCGCCCUUCACAUUCAGGGCUACACUGGACGGACGGACCACCGGGCCACAUAUAGCAGCCCUUCGCUUGUUGGGUGCUCGUCGCCGUCAGAAACGAUGGCGAGUGGUUGGCCCUAG